This is a messenger RNA of Dioscorea cayenensis subsp. rotundata (Guinea yam), 2214 nucleotides long. RefSeq lists its product as uncharacterized. Gene Ontology annotation, biological process: sesquiterpene biosynthetic process. NCBI's taxonomy places the organism in Eukaryota, Viridiplantae, Streptophyta, Magnoliopsida, Dioscoreales, Dioscoreaceae. The transcript has 2 exons. Bases 124 to 2055 code for a protein of 643 amino acids. The record is from RefSeq and is a predicted model, not a curated record. Gene Ontology annotation, molecular function: cyclase activity.
UCUUAUAAAGUUGUGAAAGGGAGAUGAAGAAUGUUAGAAGAAGACUAAUAAAUAGUGAGAGUUUUCUUUGUUUUCAUCCGUAAUUCUUGUUCUGAUUGGCUUCUCUUUUGUUCAAUCUAAAGGAUGGAUUCAAAUGGAAACAUGGAAGAAGUGCAAGAUGAACAGGAAAUAAGAACAGCACCCAGACUCAGCAGGCUAAGGGAUUACAGAAUCAGAAUUCCAUCCAUAAAUAUGAGACUCCUUGAACAGAGGACAAGGAAGAAGAGGCUUCUUGACUUUCUGAAAGCCAGGCCUUCGGUUGAUUGGUUCAGGAACUUCAGGAUCUCAUCUCCUUUAGCAAUUUUCCGAAGGCAUGUUAAUGAUCGAGAAGAGAUCUCACUCUCUGUGCCAUCUCCGGUCGGUAUUCGCCGGCGUUUUUCUAUCCAUUUCAUCAGAAAAAUUGAUUGGUCAUCUAUCUUCAAGAUGUGCAAACGGUGGUUAAGGCAUCCAAUGAACCUUGCUCUUCUUCUAUGGCUUCUCUGUGUCGCCGCCGCAGGUUUGAUGCUUGGCAUGCUUCUUGUUGGCCUUCUCAACAAUGCUUUUCCCUCCAAAGCCAUGAGGAACUAUUGGAUUGAAUUCGACAACCAAGUCCUCAAUGCUCUCUUCACUCUCAUGAGCAUUUAUCAGCAUCCAAUUCUCUGCUACCAGUUCUUUCUCCUCUGUAGAUGGAACUCAGAGGACAUCAUUGAGCUCAGAAAGGUUUACUGCAAGGAUGGAGCAUACAGGCCUCAUGAAUGGUCACACAUGAUGGUUGUUGUCAUCCUUCUUCAUUUCACUUGCAUUUUUCAGUACAUUCUUUGUGGUCUCUACUGGGGAUAUUCAAGUGACACAAGGCCAGAGAUUCUAGAAAACUUGUUCUUCGCCUUAGGGAUACUUGCGCCAGUCACUGCCGGUGUUUACACAGUCUAUAGUCCUCUCGGCCGGGAAUAUGACUCUGAAUCAGAUGAAGAAUCACAAAAGGCCACUGAUGCUGAAGAUAUAAAGAAGCCUAACAAAUUACGCCGGAGAUUCAGCAAGCGGGUGCUGGUGAACCGGCCGGAAUGGGUUGGAGGACUGUUUGAUUGCAAUGAGGACUGGACAGUGGGCUACCUCUCCUUCUUCUGCACAUUCUGUGUCUUCGGAUGGAACAUGGAAAGGCUUGGCUUUGGAAACAUGUAUGUUCACAUUGGCACAUUUAUUCUGCUAUGUUUAGCUCCUUUGUGGAUCUUAGGCAUCACAGCAAUGAAAACACACAACGAAGUGAUUGAAGAGAUCAUGGGGAUAUCAGGCCUAGUUCUAUGCUUCUUUGGAUUGCUUUAUGGUGGCUUCUGGAGGAUCCAAAUGAGGAAAAGAUUCAAACUACCAAGGAACACCUUCUGCUGUGGCUCUGGCACCAUGACUGAUUACAUGCAAUGGUUGUUCUGCUGGUCUUGUUCUUUGGCUCAAGAGGUACGUACCGGCAACUUCUACGACGUUGAAGAUGAUAGUCUUUACAGAAGGCUUAUGAGUGGCGAUCUAAGUGCUCUUAUUCAAGAAGGUGCCAAGAGCCCUUACAGAAGAUCCUUCACUUCCACAACACCACUUCCUGUGUCAUCCAUGGUUAUGACACCGAGUUCAGCAAUUAUCGGAGAAUGUAGCUCUCCGGCUCCUCAGUUGGUUGUUGUUGUUAAUCCUGAUGAUCAAAUGACUGCACCAGUUCCUCAAGAACCACCAACCGUGGCUGAAAAACAAGUUGUUGCAGAUACGGAAGUGAAGGUCGAGAUUUCUGAAUUAGUUUCUGAAGAUGUGAUCACUGAAACACUCGUUAAGCCAUUGAUACGUGUGGAAGCUAUUGUUAGUGAUAGUAAUGUGGUUUCAACGCCCUUGGCAGAGCCGUUACUACGGCCAGAGGAGCGAAAUCCUGACGGAGAUGUUACCGAGGCACCAGGGAGUUCUCGGAGGGAGCUGGUGAAGAAGACGGUGAAGGUUGUGAAUGCAGUGUCUUUGCUGUUGAUACUCUCCUUUUUGUGGACCAGGCUGCCUGCAUUGCUUCGUUAGAGUUUGGUUACAUGAAAGAAGAAUUUUGUUUUUUUUGUUUUUCCUUUUUUGAAGGUUGUAAAUUCUUGAUAUGAUGAAGAUUGAAUCAAGUUUGUGUAUAAAGAAUUGGUUUAUGUAGUAUGAAAGCUUCUUUUGGUGAAGAGGAAUUUUGGUUGUCAA